Messenger RNA from Esox lucius (northern pike), 2087 nucleotides. RefSeq names its product homeobox A11a (gene hoxa11a). Gene Ontology annotation, biological process: regulation of transcription by RNA polymerase II; anatomical structure development. The transcript is spliced from 2 exons. Gene Ontology annotation, molecular function: DNA-binding transcription factor activity, RNA polymerase II-specific; RNA polymerase II cis-regulatory region sequence-specific DNA binding. The record is from RefSeq and is a predicted model, not a curated record. Gene Ontology annotation, cellular component: nucleus. NCBI's taxonomy places the organism in Eukaryota, Metazoa, Chordata, Actinopteri, Esociformes, Esocidae. The coding region runs from base 115 to 987 and encodes 290 amino acids.
CUAAAAAUUUCUGCCUCGCGGACCUGCUUCAAAGAAGCACGAGCUACGGCGCUCCAGAGCCAUGUUAAGGGCGGCUAUAGAAGCAAGACACAAAUAGAGUGGUGGAGUGAAGGAAUGAUGGAUUUUGACGAGCGGGUCCCCGUCGGUUCGAACAUGUAUUUGCCCAGUUGCACCUACUACGUCUCGGCGGGGGCAGACUUUUCUGGUCUACCCUCGUUUUUGUCCCAGACCCCGUCUACUCGCCCCAUGACUUACUCGUACUCCUCUAACCUGCCGCAAGUCCAGCCCGUGAGAGAGGUGACGUUCAGGGACUAUGCAAUUGACGCGUCCGGUAAAUGGUCACACCGAGGGAACCUGCCCCAGUGCUACCCAACCACGGAGGAUAUGGUGCAUCGGGACUGUCUGUCCUCGCAGCCCACCAUGGGGGAAAUGUUUGCCAAGAACAACCCAGCCGCCGCUGCCGCAUACCAUCACCACUCCGGCGCGGCUUCUGCUGCGUCCAAUUUAUACGGAAAUGUUAGCAGAAAUGGGGUUCUGCCACAAGCGUUUGACCAGUUUUUCGAGACAGCUUACGGUAACGCCUUGGAAAUUCCGUCGUCUAACGACUACUCAGGGGAAAAAGCGACAACCAAGCAGACCAUCUCCGUGGCAGAGCACACGCCGCCGUGCGGGGACACAGAGGCUAAGGAGCCGCGCGAGGAGACCAGCAGUCCAGAGUCCUCUUCCGGCAACAAUGAGGAAAAAUCGAGCAGCAGUGGACAGAGGACUCGUAAAAAAAGAUGUCCUUAUACAAAAUAUCAAAUCCGAGAACUAGAGAGGGAGUUCUUUUUCAGUGUUUAUAUCAACAAAGAGAAAAGGUUGCAGCUCUCUCGCAUGCUGAACCUCACCGACCGCCAAGUAAAAAUAUGGUUUCAGAAUCGACGAAUGAAGGAAAAGAAAUUAAACAGAGACAGAUUACAGUAUUACACCACGAACCCGCUGCUUUAGAAGUGACCUUUCAUAAUGCAGUUAACAGACUUAUUGACUCUGUGUCAUCUUUUCCCUCUGACGUUUGUGGCAGAAGCAACAAAACAACAACAACAACAACAACAAUGGCUGCAGCUACAAAACAAUGCUCAAUGAAACGAUGUUCAUUUUAAGCUCAAGGACAUGAAACAGAAUAUCGCUUGAUUUUAAAUGGUUGGAGAAUGAGCAUGACUUAACUGACAAACUGACAGCAUCUUGGCCAUCAGAAUUUGUUUGAAAGAUUAACGGUAUUUCUGUGGAUAUUGUCCUCCUCUAGACUUUGUUCUCUUGUGCAUUAUAAUAUUGUUGUCACACAGUCGCCUUCAUUUCUUCUCACAGCGACCAGCCUUAUCAGUCUAACAAUGACUGAAACGGGUGCAUUUUGUAAUCAUAAAGCCUCUUGUACAUUAUUUUCUUUUUUCUUUUUUUUAUCGCACGAGUGGUAACCUGGUAUAGGUUUCGUGUUGCCAGGAAUCUGUGAUGUUGUGCAUUUAAUAAAUGAGGCUAGAACUUUGAUGUGACCAAAUAAUGAGACUGUUUGUAAGGUUAUUUAUUUAGCCACAGAUUUUCUAUUAUACCUAUCACAGCAAAAUAAUAGGGAUUUCUAGUUUUGACACCAAACAGAGACUAGGCAAUUACUGCCUUUGUAACUGCUUCAAAGCAAGCCUUGUAUUUAUGUAGCUGUUCAUAUUUUAUCUCCUUGAUUUCCACACUUAAUUUGAACGUGAUUUUAACGCUCGGACGAACAACAAAUUAGGGAAAUAUUAACCCACAAGCAGACUAAACCGAAAAUAAGACCUGUUCAACCUCAUUGUAGACUAGUGGAAUUGUUGCUAUACCAUACGCCUGGAGUUAUACAGGUAAUGUAUUCAACAAGGCCGCAGUGUUUUGAUACACAGAUUCAGCUAAUGGGUCUAUAUCAUCCAGGUUUUAGUAAAAUAGAAUACAUAUUAUUACAUUUUUCACUGGUGUUCUUGUUUUGUAUUUCUUUAAGUUAAACGUGAAAUGCGUUUCGAAAUGUAGGCCUAAUUUCAGGGACAUCAUCUUGGAUCAAAUGCUUGGUAUGCCCAAAAUAUUCUGUA